AUGAGAGCUUCUGUCCUGGGAUCGGUUUGUGCUCUUCUCUUGCUGUUACGAGAGCCUGGAUGCCAGGGGGAUGAGCUUACAGUGAACCCCUGCUGUUAUCUCCCCUGUCAGCACUGGGGUGUGUGCGUGCGCUUUGGCGAGGACAAAUACGAGUGUGACUGCACCCACACUGGCUACUAUGGAGCAAACUGCACCAUCCCUGAGCUUUGGACCCGAGUGCGUCAGUUCCUCAGGCCCGGUCCAGACAAGGUUCACUACAUCCUCACCCACUUCCGCUGGCUCUGGGACGUCAUCAACAACACUUUUCUCCGGAACGUGCUCAUGCGGCUGGUUUUAACAGUGAGGUCCAACUUGAUACCCAUCCCUCCGACUUACAACUCGAAGUAUGGCUACCUCAGCUGGGAGUCCUACUACAACCUGAGCUACUACACUCGGCUCCUGCCCCCUGUUCCUGAGGACUGCCCCACACCGCUGGGGGUCAAAGGCAGAAACGGGCUGCCUGACCCCGAGGUGCUGGUGGAGAAGCUGCUGAAAAGAAGGACGUUCAGACCCGACCCCCAGGGCACCAACCUCAUGUUCGCGUUCUUCGCUCAGCACUUCACGCACCAGUUCUUCAAGACCUAUAACCGCAUGGGGCUGGGCUUUACCAAGGCUCUGGGACACGGGGUGGACGCAGGACACAUUUAUGGAGACAGCCUGGAACGCCAGCUCCAUCUGAGGCUUUUCAAAGAUGGAAAACUGAAAUAUCAGUUAAUUGAUGGAGAGAUGUUCCCUCCCUCUGUGGUUGAUGCUCCCGUCAGGAUGAGCUACCCUCCUGAUGUCCCCGCCCAUAUUCAGAUGGCCAUCGGUCAGGAGGUGUUUGGACUCCUACCUGGUUUGGGGUUGUACGCCACGCUGUGGCUCAGAGAGCACAACCGGGUCUGUGACAUCCUGAGAGCCGAGCAUCCCACCUGGGACGACGAGCAGCUCUUCCAGACAUCACGUCUCAUCAUCAUCGGCGAGACCAUUCGAAUCGUGAUAGAGGAGUACGUGCAGCACCUGAGCGGCUACCUUCUGCAGCUGAAGUUUGACCCCACCCUGCUGUUUCACUCUCAUUUCCAGUACGGGAACCGCAUCGCGCUGGAGUUCAGCCAGCUCUACCACUGGCACCCUCUGAUGCCCGACAGCUUCCACAUAAACGGAGAGGAGCUUUCAUACACACAGUUCCUGUUCAACACGUCCGUCCUCACACGCCACGGUGUGGAGAAGCUGGUGGAUGCUUUCUCUCGACAAGUGGCGGGUCAGAUUGGUGGAGGCCACAACAUUAACGCUGUGGUGGCCAAGGUUGCUGCAGGGACCAUAGAGGAGUCCCGCCAGCUGCGGGUCCAAGCGUUCAACGAGUACAGGAAGCGUUUUAACCUGGAGCCCUACAAGUCGUUCAGAGAGUUCGCCGAUAACGAGGAGAUAGCCAGCACGCUUGAAGAGCUCUACGGUGACAUCGACGCUCUUGAAUUUUAUCCUGGAUUAUUGCUGGAGAAAACACGACCGGGGGCCGUAUUUGGAGAAAGCAUGGUGGAAAUGGGCGCCCCCUUUUCCCUCAGGGGCCUCAUGGGGAAUCCCAUCUGUUCUCCAGAUUACUGGAAGCCCAGCACGUUUGGAGGCAAAGUCGGCUUUGACAUCGUAAACUCUGCCACCUUAAAGAAACUGGUCUGUCUAAACACCAGGACGUGUCCUUACGUGUCAUUCAGAGUUCCUGCAGAGGAAAAAUUAGGAAAGAAUGAUGGGAAAGUCCACUCUGAUGAGCUAUGACCAUGAGCACACCCAUGCUUAGGCUUUCUACAUUUUAUAUGAAGGUAAAAAGAGGGGCUGCAAAAAGCAUACUAAGGUAUUUGUGAGGACACCAGUGUUUCAGAUUAGUCAGAGCUCUGCGCAAACUUUCCUUUUUCUUUCAAUCCUGCAGUCUGUCACACUUGAACAAACACAGUGAGGAGUCAAACAUAUGAGUUCUGUUAAAGUCUUUGUCCUUAAAGACAGAAAAGCUGUUACAG
Molecule: messenger RNA, 2027 nt
Organism: Nematolebias whitei (Rio pearlfish)
Lineage: Eukaryota; Metazoa; Chordata; Actinopteri; Cyprinodontiformes; Rivulidae
Product: prostaglandin G/H synthase 1-like
Exons: 11
Coding region: 1-1788 (595 amino acids)
Biological process (GO): cyclooxygenase pathway; response to oxidative stress
Cellular component (GO): cytoplasm; neuron projection
Molecular function (GO): oxidoreductase activity, acting on single donors with incorporation of molecular oxygen, incorporation of two atoms of oxygen; heme binding; prostaglandin-endoperoxide synthase activity
Source: RefSeq, a predicted model, not a curated record